Molecule: messenger RNA, 2949 nt
Organism: Epinephelus fuscoguttatus (brown-marbled grouper)
Lineage: Eukaryota; Metazoa; Chordata; Actinopteri; Perciformes; Serranidae
Gene: gjc4b
Product: gap junction protein gamma 4b
Exons: 3
Coding region: 264-1424 (386 amino acids)
Biological process (GO): cell communication
Cellular component (GO): connexin complex
Source: RefSeq, a predicted model, not a curated record
GGAGAAAAGAGGGGGGGAUUUGGGAACAGUCUUUGUCCUCACCCCGCAGUACAACACACAACUGGAGAAGGACACAGGCUCUUCGCGGAAAAGGAAAAACUGGAUGGCUCGAUGUGAGAGCGGGAGAGCUUUCUUUUAACACAGAAAACCAAGGAAAAGCUCUCGAAAUAAGCGACAACUUUAAGGAGCGGUCGGACGAAAACCAGAGGACCCAAAAAUCACAACUGAAGGUUUGAGAGAUUCCCUCCUGUUCCAGAGGCAAAAUGAGCUGGAGCUUCCUUACGCGCCUGUUGGACGAGAUUUCCAACCACUCCACCUUUGUGGGCAAAAUCUGGCUCACCCUACUUAUUGUCUUUCGCAUUGUGCUCACGGCUGUUGGGGGCGAGUCAAUCUACUAUGAUGAACAGAGUAAAUUUGUGUGUAACACGCAGCAACCUGGUUGUGAGAACGUGUGCUACGACGCGUUCGCACCGCUGUCACACAUUCGCUUCUGGGUGUUUCAGGUGAUCAUGAUCACCACGCCCACCAUCAUGUACCUUGGCUUUGCCAUGCAUAAGAUUGCCCGCAUGGAGGAUGAUGACUACCGGCCCCGGGGCAGAAAGAGGAUGCCGAUAGUGAGCCGUGGUGCCAACCGAGACUACGAGGAAGCGGAGGAUAAUGGGGAGGAGGACCCCAUGAUCCUGGAGGAGAUCGAGCCAGAAAAAGAAAAGGAGGUGGCAGAGAAGCCCAGCAAAAAGCACGAUGGGCGCCGUCGCAUCAAGCGCGAUGGCCUGAUGAAAGUCUACGUGUUUCAGCUGCUGUCACGUGCUAUCUUUGAGGCCUCGUUCCUGUUUGGACAGUACGUCCUUUAUGGGCUGGAGGUGGUACCAUCGUAUGUAUGCACGCGCUCUCCUUGCCCCCAUACAGUGGAUUGCUUCGUCUCACGCCCCACAGAGAAAACUAUCUUCCUGCUCAUUAUGUAUGCUGUCAGCUCCUUGUGUCUCCUCUUUACCGUGCUUGAGAUCCUUCACCUCGGCAUCAGCGGUAUUCGGGACUGCUUUUGUGCACCACGGCCUCGACCUCCCACUCCCCGCCACCCAGCUCUGUCCAGCCAGAGGUCCUCCAUCUGCCGCCAGCCAUCAGCACCACCAGGCUACCACACAGCUCUGAAGAAGGACCCAACAGGAAAGUUGGGCUUCAGGGAUAACCUGGGAGAUUCAGGUCGCGAGUCGUUCGGGGACGAGGCUUCAUCGCGGGAGCUGGAGAGGCUGCGGAGACAUCUAAAACUGGCUCAGCAGCAUCUAGACAUGGCUUACCAAAAUGAAGAAAGCAGUCCGUCACGCAGCAGUAGCCCAGAGUCCAACGGCACUGCAGCUGAGCAGAACAGACUAAACUUUGCCCAGGAAAAGCAGAGCAGUACAUGCGAGAAAGGUCUCCGUGCAUAGGUGCUGAUCAGGCCAGCUGACACUGUAGACUUAGAUUUACAUCAGGAUCAGUGAGAGGAUGUAAGGGAAUCAGAGAGAGUGUGUGUGUGUGUGUGUGUAUGUGUGUAUGUAUGUAUGUAUGUAUGUAUGUAUGUGUGUGUGUGUGUGUGUGUGUGUGUGUAUGUGUGUGACAAAAACUUGCUUGAGGUGGAUGAAGUCAGCCCAAGCCUUCCAGUGUUACGGCCAUCUGUGGUCGGGCAUCGAGUCAAAUGAGGAGGAGAGCGGUCGUCUCAACCCAGCAAUACUUGAGACGGCUGUCUGAAGAUCCAAAGUGCUUACAAACUACCGUCAUGCAGCAAGAACGGUUAAGGUUGUGCUUCUCCCUCAGGGCAGCUAUUCUUUUUUUAAUAUUUUUAUUUUGAGACUUAGAGCUGUUAGUCAUUUUUAAGAGUUUGUCCUCUGGAAGUUCACAGUGAAUGCAUCUCAAAUUUGCCUUAGACCUAAACUGGAACUCUGUGUUUUUGGCAUUUUGUUAAGCAGUGGCCAAGCCAGUUGUAGUGCAAAAAACAUGUUGAAACUGUAAGUGAGGAAGUGAGUGAGUGAGAUGCAAAAGGAAGGUCAAUGGACAAGGCACCACUCGUUAAAGAUAGGUACUGGAGUUAUUGUCAUGCUGAUGAAGACGUUUUGAAGAGUUCAUUUCAUACAAAGGUUUCUCUCAAGUGUGUCACAUACACUUUUAAAAAUGGUUUCGAUAAUGUUGGCGCUGCACCAGUCAACAUUCCCAAGCCUGGUGCUUUGAUGGUAACUGAAACACACUUGGGGUGCCUCUGUCCAAAGGAAUAAACGAACCUGGGUAAUGCUUGAAAAACAUUUAACUCUUGAUAUUGUCUUGUAUUGUUUAAAACGUGUAUUUGAUACUGUUCUUUAUUUUUGUAUUAGUUUUUGAGUAUUGUGGUGUUGAAAAGAGGCUCUUGUCACUGUGCCAGGUAUUUCAUUUGAAAAGAAUCACAUUCACUGCUGUCUUAGUUCCCUUAAGCUUGUCCACGGACCAGUGCAGUCUGAAAAUAGUUGGUUACAAUUUGUGUUCAGCUGCAACAGUUUUCUUUAAUAACUACAUUUUAAAAAAAAUUGAGUAACCUGCAUCUAUAUUAUUUACACAUUGUCUCUGACCAGCAAACGUUCCCUUUGUACUUCCAAACCCGGAUUUGAUUUAAGCAGUUAGUUAAAGAAGGGAAAAUGCUGUCAUGUUCAUGUUCCAUGUUUGAAAGUGCUGAUUUUUGGAUAAGUGUUAUCACUGUUCAAAGUGAGGGUUGUAAACAAUGUAAUCAUUUCAAUGUGAAUUCAAUGCCUUGAACGUGCUCUUCUAAGAUGCCAUCUUUUGUAUUCUGAAUCAUACCCACAGUGCCAUUAGUGCCGACUCAAAUAUUGUCAUCUCAAGUUAUUUUUGAACAAUGCUUUUUGUACUUUUAUACUUUUUGUAUUGAUAGUACUUCGUGGUUAGUUUUUAAAAUAAAUUUUUCAACAAAGUCGAACCGAGCUUUUCAAA